Tripterygium wilfordii is the source of this 758-nucleotide messenger RNA. RefSeq lists its product as uncharacterized. The transcript is spliced from 3 exons. Bases 102 to 626 code for a protein of 174 amino acids. Lineage: Eukaryota; Viridiplantae; Streptophyta; Magnoliopsida; Celastrales; Celastraceae. The record is from RefSeq and is a predicted model, not a curated record.
AAGAAUAUUUACCAGAAGCGGAGUGUUCUUACUCAUUAGAGUAUUGCACAGUACACGCGCAUUGAGAAAGAGAGAGACGGAGAAACAGAGAGUGGGGAGAGAUGUCAAGGCGAUCAGGGGCUUGCUUGAGGUGUUGUUUGGUGAUUUUUGCGAUAGUAUCAGCUCUGGCCGUGUGUGGCCCUGCUCUCUACUGGAAAUUCAAGAAGGGCGUGAGAUUGGGUGGUUCUGCUUCUUCUUCUUCUUGCCCUCCUUGCAUCUGUGAUUGUCCACCUCCUCUUUCCCUUCUUAAGAUUGUUCCGGGGUUGGCCAAUCUCUCAGUCACAGAUUGUGGAAGUAAUGACCCGGAACUCAAGCAGGAGAUGGAAAAGCAGUUUGUCGACCUCCUAACGGAGGAAUUAAAAUUGCAAGAAGCUGUUGUUGAAGAGCACAACCACCAUAUGAACAUCACACUGGCCGAGGCAAAAAGGGUGGCUUCCCAGUACCAGAAGGAAGCAGAAAAAUGCAAUGCUGCCACAGAAACAUGCGAGGAGGCAAGAGAAUGGGCUGUGGCAUCGCUUACAAAGGAGAAAAAGCUUACUUCCUUGUGGGAGAGAAGAGCCCGCCAACUAGGCUGGGGUGGAGAAUAAUUGUAUGAUUUUGAACCAUUACGCUUUACAUCCUCCGUAAUUUAUACUGGCAAAGCAAGCACAGCACAGUGCUUGUCUUCUUCCAAUAGUGAUGCUCGAACACAUGUACUCUUCGCAAUUGAAUUGAAUACA